Messenger RNA from Hibiscus syriacus, 823 nucleotides. RefSeq names its product serine/threonine protein phosphatase 2A 57 kDa regulatory subunit B' kappa isoform-like. NCBI's taxonomy places the organism in Eukaryota, Viridiplantae, Streptophyta, Magnoliopsida, Malvales, Malvaceae. Gene Ontology annotation, molecular function: protein phosphatase regulator activity. The record is from RefSeq and is a predicted model, not a curated record. Gene Ontology annotation, cellular component: protein phosphatase type 2A complex. The transcript has 2 exons. Bases 1 to 318 code for a protein of 105 amino acids. Gene Ontology annotation, biological process: signal transduction.
AUGUUUUUGUGGAGAGCCCUUAUUCCUCUGCACAAACCGAAAGCAGUGGUUGUUUAUCAUCAGCGGUUAACAUUCUGUGUUGUACAGUUCAUAGAUAAGGAUCCGAAGUUAGCCGGUAGUGUGAUUACGGGUCUGUUAAAGUACUGGCCGGUUACGAAUAGCCAGAAGGAGUUGUUGUUUAUUAGUGGGUUAGAAGAGACUUUGGAGAUGACUAGCAUGGCGGAGUUCGUAACGAUCACGGUUCCACUGUUCCGGCGUAUUGCAUUCUGCUUAAACAGCUCCCAUUACCAGGUGGCCGAACGACCGCACUUGCUGUAGAACAACGAGCAUGUCUUUAAUCUUAUAAUGAAUAACCGCCAGCUGAUAUUUCCUCUAAUCUUCCCCGCCCUCGAGCGAAAUUCCGGGAACCAUUGGAACCAAGCAGUGCUUAACCUGACGCGCAGCAUAAAAAAGAUGUUCUGCGAGAUAGAUGAGGAGCUUGUGCUCGCCUGCCAGCGUAAGUUGGAGGAGGAAAACUCACGGUCAAGCGAGGCAGCUGAAAAGAGGAAGCGAACAUGGGAAUGCCUCGAGAGCACUGCUAGCUUCGAACCUGCAUCUGCCAACAUGAUUCUUCCCAUGAAACCAGCUGCAUGCACGAUCGCCUGUUAAUCACUCGAGUAAACCGGGUCGAGAAAAGCUAAAUACGCAUAAAUGUAUCUCUAGCUGCUCUCAUUGUUUGAUGUUGUAUUCUUGAAUUCAGCCAAAAUCCGGUUACAUUUUGUAUACUAUAAACAUAACUGCUCGAAUUAAAAGCUCGUAAAAAUAACAGCCCUUUCUUUUACCA